AUGGCUCAUGUGCGGAUCGAGGUAACUCUUCACCAUGAGAAUACCAAUCGUAGUAAUCAGGGGAACUUGGGCUGGGACUACAUGCAGAAGACAAACUACAUGGCAGCAGAAGUGGUUUAUAGAAAGGCCCAAAUGAUUGACCCGGAUGCAAAUAAGGCCUGCAACUUGGGCAUGUGUCUUAUAAAGCAAGCUCCUCCUUUGUUGUCCAACAUCGUGAGCCUACAUUUGGAGGAUGAGUUUAUUCAUGGGCUUGAGGAUCUUGAGUCCAAAUGGGGUCCAUUAAAGCCUAGAAGACUUCCAAUUUUUGAGGAAAUUUCCAACUUUAAAGAUCAAUUAGCUUGCUAA
Beta vulgaris subsp. vulgaris (sugar beet) is the source of this 345-nucleotide messenger RNA. RefSeq names its product protein SULFUR DEFICIENCY-INDUCED 1-like. NCBI's taxonomy places the organism in Eukaryota, Viridiplantae, Streptophyta, Magnoliopsida, Caryophyllales, Amaranthaceae. The coding region runs from base 1 to 345 and encodes 114 amino acids. The record is from RefSeq and is a predicted model, not a curated record. The transcript is spliced from 2 exons.